Molecule: messenger RNA, 2403 nt
Organism: Hyaloscypha bicolor E
Lineage: Eukaryota; Fungi; Ascomycota; Leotiomycetes; Helotiales; Hyaloscyphaceae
Exons: 3
Coding region: 1-2403 (800 amino acids)
Molecular function (GO): microtubule binding
Source: RefSeq, a predicted model, not a curated record
AUGGGAGACACUCCAGUCUUCUCCUCGCCCGUCGUCCCUCGAAUUGUUCCUCCCAGCCUGCACACGCGUACUCCCUCGCGAUCCCCCACUCGACAACGACCCGUAGACGAUAUCCUCGCCGAUCUAACCCCCGCAACAACCCUCGAAGCCUUCAAGAACCCCUCUGGCCGCUUAAGAGCCAGCAUCGAAAACGCAACCCCGUCGGAACAAGCGUUCGGCUUGCAGGCGGCGUUGGCUUCAAAGAACAUACAAGAAUGGGUGGACGAACUCUCAAAUUGGUCAUGGCCAGCAGAAGGCGGCUUGCUGGGCUUCGAGGUUCCACCAGCGAAGAGACGGAAAUUGUCAAGUCGUACGGAUGGGAACACCAACCAAUACGAGGAGGAUGGCACUGGCACUCCAGAGAUGAACGAGUCAGAGUAUGUGGGUGGCCUCUUUUCAAAAGAAGUCCUGCGGUACGAGAUCCGUCUUGAUGAAAUCACGGCGGAUAUGGAGGAGCUCAAUGUGGAGGAAAUCAAGCGCCAGGUCUUGGAUACCCAUUUCUCUGCGAAGUCUCGACCCUCCUCAUCCGCUUCCAAUGCUCCGAUGCCAAGUUUUCUCUCUUCGUACACCAAAAUGGACGACUUUACAGCGAUAGUUACGGCAACAGUGUUACAAGCACUGCCAAACCUCAGCAGAUUGAUGCGGUUGAUGGAUGUCUGGUCUAUUCGGCUUUCGGUCCUGCGGAAAGUGCCUCCUUUAUUGCAAGCCUUGGAAGAUGCAGAGGUUGCGUUGAAAAGUGGUUGGAACACAAUAAAUAAUCCAGGAAGUCAGAAUGGGGAGGAUAUUACUUUGUCUCGAGAAACGUUCAGUGUCAUGAGGGAAGUUCUACAAGACAAGGUUACAUCUUUGGGCCAGAACUUGGAUUACAUGCUGGAUACAUUGGAAGGAAGGGAAGAUACUCUACCGGAGAGUUGGUUGGAUCGGAUGGAAACAAUCGAGCAGGACUAUGGCGAGUGGGUUGUGGCUGGCGAUCGAAAGGUCAGACAGGGGGAGUGGGCCAAGAUGGCGAGGGCCAGGCAAGAGGCGGAGGAGGCCAGGAGGUUGAAGGAAGCGGUUACUGCCAAGGCUACGUUAUCAAGCAGCCUCAUGAUGAAGUUGGAGGCUUUCCCAGAAGUCGACGAGUCCCCAACAGCUGGUCGCAUUGGACUUCGAAAUGGAAACUCCUAUGACUACAGCCCUCCAGACUCACCUCCGGCCGCCGCGAUAUCCAAACAUCCUUCAUUGAGGAUGCAGCAGAGCCCUCCUUUCUCUCCCUCUGAUCCAACAGGGCCUCUGACCCCGCUCGAACCGCCUGUAUUUGCCGAUCUCGAUGUAUCUCCAGCACCACUGUCGAGUCCCAAGAAGACUAGCAGCGACGAGCAACUCCAGAAGCAAAUCAGCACGCUGCUGGAAUCCAUUCCUGCACGGAUCCGCCUGACAUCGGAACUUGAAGCAAAUCCCUUCUCAACAAACACCCUCCAGCCAAAGAAGAUUCGCCGGUCUAUAACUCCAUCGUUUCGGUCAACUUCGAGUAUGAGUAACUACAGCACCAGCUCACGUGCACCCACUCCUUCAUUUACUCUUGCACCAGCAUUUUCGAAGACAAACCACCGAUCACGAACGCCAGGAAAUCCCGAGAUCAAGCUUUAUCAUUUAUCGCGCUCCACAGGCGAAGCACCAAUCAAGCUUUUCGUCCGACUUGUAGGAGAACACGGAGAGCGAGUCAUGGUCCGCGUUGGCGGUGGAUGGGCAGAUCUCGGCGAGUACCUGAAAGAAUAUGCCAGCCACCACGGCCGACGAACAGCAGCCGACAACGACAGAGUCGAGAUCCAAGAUCUGCCGCCACGAGUCGUCUCCAACAGCUCUUCAAUUGCCACAAUCCGUGGCAAUGGGAGAGACAGCCCAGUCCCCCGUCCGCAGAGCGUUCUCGAAAGAUCAAUUGAUCGGCCUGGUAGCAGUCUCAACAUCCGCAAAACCCGUAAGUCGGUUGGCGAAUCUGAGUACCGUGCAAACGAUAUCCGCAACCCCUCGACCCCUUUGCCUAGCAUUGACCGCCGUUCCUACGAAACUCCUCCCUCGGCAGCAGGCAGCGAAGCGAGCUCUACCAGCACUGGGCCAUCGUUCAGAAGUAGCUCGCGGUUGAGUUGGACGGAGGAAGACUCGAGCCUGGGUCUUGCAGGCCCAAAGAGCAAGAAGGUUACCAUUAGUGAGAAGGAUCAGGAGUGGGUUGAGAGUAUGAAGGAGAAGGUUCGACAAGCAAGCGCGGAGAAGGAGAAAAGGAAUAAGGAGAGGGAGAGCAUGAAAGAGAGUCAGAGGAAGUCGAGUUUUGGGGAGAUGGAUAAAGUGGGUGGAACGAAGAGGUUGUUUAGGAAGAAAGGUGUUUGA